Molecule: messenger RNA, 8356 nt
Organism: Ixodes scapularis (black-legged tick)
Lineage: Eukaryota; Metazoa; Arthropoda; Arachnida; Ixodida; Ixodidae
Gene: mon2
Product: protein MON2 homolog
Exons: 32
Coding region: 290-5374 (1694 amino acids)
Source: RefSeq, a predicted model, not a curated record
UCUGUAAAUAAUGCUCGCAGCGGUGCAUUGCUACAGGGCCCGCUUAUUAGAAGUGUAAUUAAUUUACUGUGUUCCCGUGCGCGAUCGUGUUGUGCUAGACUUCGGCCGGACAGCACCUCUAAUGCGGGACGCCAAAAAUUAUCGGAAGGCGUAGAUCAGCAGCGACGUGCUUCUGAAACAUGGCCUGGGAACGCCCAACGUAAGCGCCGGACAGUUUCAUCUCGAAGACGACAGGUCUCGGACACUGGCAGAGCCGUCCCCCGGCAAGGCGGGCCUCGGGAAGGCUGCAAUGGCGGCCGGCGAGCGCAGCCUGGCAGAGAAGCGUCUCCUGGAGAACCUCCAGAGCGACCUGCGCCAGCUCUCCAACGAGGCCAAGAAGAAGCACCCGCCGCUCAGGGAGGCAGCAGAGUCUGGCAUCAUCAAGGUCCGCAAUGCAGCCGGAAAGCAUCACGAUCUCAGGCUGGCGCUGCUGUCGGAAAGCCCCGAAAUCCUGGAGCCCUUCUUCCUGGGCUGCGACACGAGGAGCCCCAAGAUCGUCCAGAUCUGCCUCGCGGCUAUCCAGAGGCUGGUCACCUUCGAGGCCGUGUCGCUGACUGCGGCGGUGAACGUGAUCACCUGCCUGUGGAACCUGAUGGAGAGUGGCAUCGAGGAGUUGAAGCUGCUGCAGACGGUCACCCUCCUCCUCACCGCCAACUCCGUGGUGCAGGGUGACACGCUCGCCAAGGCGCUGGUGCUGUGCUUCCGGCUGCACUUCACCAAGAACAGCACGACCAACAACACGGCGUCUGCCACGGUGCGCCAGCUGGUGGCAGCCGUCUUCGAGCGGGUGCAGGCGGAGGACGCCGCCCUGGGCGACGUGAAGACGGACAACCUCAACCUGGAGGAACUUAAGGCUGGGAGCCGCCACCCGCCCAAGUCCUUGCAGCCCUGCGCCGCAGACGCUUUCCUCUUGUUCCAGGACCUGGUCCAGAUGGUGAACGCCGACCAGCCCCUGUGGCUGAUCGGCCUGACGGAGAUGACCCGCACUCUGGGGCUGGAGCUGCUCGAGUCGAUCCUGGCCUCGUUCCCGGAGGCCUUCCUGCGGCACCCGGAGUUCCGGUUCCUGCUCAAGGAGCGCGUCUGCCCUCUGGUCAUCAAACUGUUCUCGCCCAACGCCCGCCAGGCGCCCGACCGGCCCUUCUUCCCCAUCUCUAUGCGGCUGGUUCGCGUCGUGUCCGUGCUCAUACACCGCUUUUACGCCACCCUGGUGACUGAGUGCGAGAUCUUCCUCUCGCUGGUGGUGAAGUUCCUGGAUCACGAAAAGCCCAACUGGCAGCGCACCCUGGCCCUCGAGGUGCUGCACAGGAUGUGCACGCAGCCGGAGCUGCUCAGGAGCUUCUGCGAGAGCUACGACAUGAAGGACCACAGCACCAAGAUCUUCCAGGACAUGGUGAAUGCCCUGGGGGCGUACGUCCAGGCGCUGUUUGUGAAUGCACCCUGCCACCACCAUCACUACUACCACCCGGUCGGGGGUGGAGGUCCGGGGAUGGGGCCGGGGGCCGGGGCGGCGCCCGCAGUACCCACGGGUGGUGGCAGCGGCGGCGGAGCCACCGCGUCUCUGGCACAGCCGCCACAGGCUGCCUUCCUCUACAGGGGCGUCUGGAUGCCACUGCUUCCCCACGUGGCGUCGCCCGGGGUGCCCAAGGCCACGUACAUGGAGAUGCUCGACCGGGUGGAGCCGCCGACAAUUGCGGACGGCUACGGCGUGUCUUUGGGCUACCUCUGCCUGCUGGACAUCGUGGCCAGCAUCACGGCGGUGGUGGAGCAGGACGAGAAGGAGGCUGCGGCGCGGGGGGCGGAGGGGGCGGCAGACGCCCACAACGGUCGCCUCCACCGCCAGCUUGUGUCUUCCUCUUGGUGCGGAUUGCUGGCGGCUCUCUCCUUGCUCCUCGACGCCAGCACGGAAGAGGCGGCCACCGAGGAGAUCCUGAAGACGAUGCAGCGGUUUGCCAGCCUCUCCGGCCACCUGCAGCUGUCCACUCCGAGGGACGCCUUCAUCACGGCCAUGUGCAAGGGCUCCCUGCCGCCCCACUACACGCUCACGGUGCUGAGCGCGACGUUCCCCAAGUCCGCGUCCUCCCCACACCCCCGUGGGGACGGGGUUCCCGGAGGGGGCGGGGGCGGGGGGGGCGGCGUGGCCGGGGGCCCCCUGGUUCCCCUGCCUCCCCAGGGCCCCAACCUGGGGCCCUUCCUGGGGGGCCCUGGCUGCGACCCCCACGACGCCCCCCGGCAACAGGUGGUGGCCGUGGGAACGCCCCUGCUCACGCAGUCCCUCGGAGGGCACCAAGGCCCGGUCAUGCUGACGGCCAAGAACCUGCAGUGCAUGCGUGCCCUGCUGGGGCUGGCCCAGGCCCACGGGGCGGUGCUGGGCAGCGCCUGGCACCUGGUGCUCACCACACUCCAGCACCUGGUCUGGAUCUUGGGCCUGAAGCCCUCCACGGGGGGCUGCCUCAAGGCCGCACCCAAGAACGGCGCCGAGCCCAUGGGCGGGGGCGGACCCGCCAUGUCUUCCUCCUCGUCGGUCAUCACCACCGCCGUCAUGGCCGACCUGCCGGUCCUUUCCGCCAUGCUGUCCCGCCUAUUCGAGAGCUCCCAGUACUUGGAUGACGUAGCCCUGCACCAUCUCAUUGACGCCCUCUGCAAGCUGUCUACGGAGUCAAUGGAGCUGGCCUACAAUAACAGGGAGCCGUCCCUGUUUGCGGUGGCCAAGCUGCUGGAGACCGGCCUGGUAAACCUGGGCCGCGUGGAGGCCCUCUGGCGGCCAGUGACGCAGCACCUGCUGGAGGUGUGCGCCCACCCGCACACCCGCAUGCGUGAAUGGGGCGCAGAGGCCCUCACCUACUUGGUCAAGGCGGCCCUGAACCACCCGCCGCAGGACGCGACAAAGACGGCGGAUACGACGGCGCCGGCACCCCCGGGGAGGAGCCUGCAGGUACUGCUGCUGGCGCCCCUGGUGGAGAUGUCGUCGGCCCACCCGGACAUUCGGCAGAAGCAGCUAGACUGCACCCUCUCCCUCCUGCACAGCAACGGGGAGACCCUCACCCACGGAUGGCCGCAGGUGCUAACGAUUGUGGGCGGCAUCUCCGAGGGUCACGGGGAGGCCCUGAUCCGGUCGGCGUUCCAGUGCCUCCAGCUGGUGGUGGCGGACUUUCUGCCCAUCAUGCCCAGGGCUUGCCUGCAGCUGUGCACCGAGACGGCCGCCAAGUUCGGCUCCCAGAACCAGGAGCUCAACGUGUCUCUCACAGCCGUGGGGCUGCUCUGGCACAUGGCAGACUACCUGUACCAGAAUGCCGAGAAGCUGAAGGAGGAGCAGGGAGACUGGGACGCCCUGUGGAUGUGCCUGUUCCAGCGGCUGGGAGAGCUGUGCGUGGACCCCCGGUCGGCGGUCCGCAAGAGCGCCGGCCAGACUCUCUUCUCCACCAUCAACGCCCACGGGGGCGUGCUCAGGCAGGAGACCUGGCAGGCCGUCCUCUGGCAGGUCCUGUUCCCACUGCUGGACCGCGUCCGGACGCUGUCCGGCUCUGCGUCGACGGAGAAGGUGAACGACAUGGGUGGCAACAUUCUCAUCCACCACUCCCGCAACACCGCCCAGAAGCAGUGGGCCGAGACGCAGGUGCUGACGCUGUCCGGAGUGGCCCGGGUGUUCCAUGUCAAGCGGCAGGUGCUGCACACCCUGGGGGACUUCCCCCGGGCCUGGGCGCUUCUCCUCGAGUUCAUAGAGAACUCCGCGCUCAGCAAGAACAACGAGGUGUCCCUGUCGGCCCUGAAGAGCUUCCAGGAGAUCCUGCACCUGAGUAGGCCCAGCGAGGGGUCCGGCAACAACGGUGGGGCCCUGCUGGGGCGCUCGGCCGACCCCCUGGGAGAGGCGGCACUCUGGACCACGGCCUGGAAGGUGUGGUACAACAUCGGCAUAGAGAGCACGCGCCCUCCGCCGGACGUGGCAGUGGAAGACGCUCGGUCGUCCAACAGCCUGUCGCUGCUCUACAUCCCGUCCCAGGCGUUCCUCACGGCCCUCGUCCAGAUCUUCCCCCACCUGUUCCAGCACAUCAAAGCCAGGUUUGUGGUGUCGGACUUGCAGAAGUUCUCGACGGUGGUGCAGAACGCGGUGGCGGCUCCCGUGCACGGCGAGGUGUCGCCCUUCAUCCUGCCCACCUUGGCAGAGGUGGUGCUCACGGCCCUGCAAGAGUCCGUCCUCGCAGCCAUGGACACCCUGCACAGGGAGGCGUUGGCAGGCACGGAGAACCUCCAGGCGAUGGUGCCGGCCAUCUUCGGCCAGCUGCUGAGCUUCGCUUGCUACGCGUGCCAGGCGCCGGCGUACGGCAAGCUGCAGGCGCGCUCGGGCAGCGGUGGUCCCAAGCACCUGGACUGGGUGACGCUGAGCUUCGUGCCUUUCGGCGAGCGUGCUAUGGAGAUGGCCGUCUCCCUUUACGUCCAGACGGCGCAACGCCCCGUGGUGGUGCAAGCUGGAAUCCUCCACGCCCUCGUUAAGACGCUCCACGUCCCGCUGGGGAUGAAGUACAACUGCCCGAGCCAGUCGACCUGGAAGCUGGCCGUCACUUCGCUCCUAGCCGUUCUCCGGGUUGGCUUGCCCAUCGCCCACAACAAUGAGGUCCACUUCAAGGAUGUGUGGGCAGAACUUGCCACAACACUCGAGGAGUUCCUCUUUUCUUCGAGCAAUCCGCCCCCGACGCAGAGCCUGGAAGACCAGCAGUGCGACGAAAUGCUGGACUGCAAGGUGGUCCAGCUGAUUCGGGAGUGCAUCCUGCCGGAGUCCAGCCACGUGCCCAAGGACUUUGUGCUGAAGAUCGUGGCCCUGCUGAACAAGGGCUCCAUCCACUCAGCCACAAGCAGCACGCCCGUCGACACGGAGUCGACGCGCAAGUUGCGGGAGGAGUUUGCCAAGGCCUGCUUCGAGACCCUGCUCCAGUUCUCCUUUUUGGGGGGCAUCGUCCUGCCCGAAGGGGGCGUGGUCAACCGGCUGGCCGUCACCUCCCUCCUGCACCGCUUCCAGGAGGUGAUCUGCCACUAUGUGGAGGACGAGCAGCUGAGCGGCAAGUGUCCCCUGCCGCGGCAUCGCAUGGCGGAGAUCUCGUUCGUUCUCAAGGCCGUGGCCACCCUGACGGCGUCCCUCAAGAAGGCACCGCCCGACAACGUGGAGUGGAGUGUAUGGGAGCAGCUGAUCGCCCUGUACCCCCACCUGGUGAGCUGCAGCACGUCGACGUCCGCCCAAGUGUGCCGGUCGCUGCGGGAGGCCCUGCACGAGUAUGCGGACCUCCUGGCUCCUCCGAGGACGCCGCCCCGGCAGCGCAACGGCGGCCGACCGGCUGCCAACUGAGGGCAGACGCAAACCUCGCUCGUCGUCCGCCGGCGUAACUGGCGUGGACACUUUAGAAGAAAAGAAGGGCCGCCUCUCGAAAACCGUUGCCCGUCUGCAAGGGCGAGUCGUUUCAGCGGCUCACCGCAACAACGUCAAAGAAGAUGUCACUGAAAGACGGCUGCGGUGCCGGAGACAUGUCGUCGAGGUAGCAUAGUUAGUUAAUUGACGAGGUUAAAAUUUUGAAUGAAACGGAGCAACAGCUGGCGAACGGAAGACGGCGUCCGGUUUUCCUGCUGGCGCGUCGAUGCAACGGUGAUCUAAAUUUGCCGACGCAGUUUAGUCCACCAUGUUGUGUUUAUAUGCCGAUUAAUGGGGGCCGAGUGUAGCUUCGGCUGAUUUCUCCUUUGUAUUGUCGAAAUGGCCCUCGGAGCGUGUAGACUACGGCCUCUCGGGAUUGUUUUCAACGAGGCGGUGGAUUGACGUCGUGUAAAUACUACCUCCCCUAAGUUGGUCCGAGUGCUGUCUGCUUUUUCAUUUCCUAAAGCAGACGACGCGGCGCGGCUGCUUUCCUUAGCAGAGGACAAAUGAUGCCCGCUUUCCUUUGCGAAUUGGCCAACAUUGUCUUGUGCCUGGUUGAUGAAAGUAAAAGUGGAACAAAUUUUUGGCAUGUCUGACAUGUUUCCUCCAAGUUCUGUUCUUCUGUUACUUUCUGCCCCAAAUGUCUGCAGUGUUUUUUCUAAACCAGAUGACACGUUUUCUGCAAGAUGAAUGUUGUAAAACAUCUGCCUUUUUUUUUAAAAGCAGACAUGAACUUGUGGUUAGUUUGCUGAAAAAGCAGAAAACACGUUUUCUUCUAGCUUUUUCCUAACACUUACUUUCAGUCACAACGUUGGGUCGAAACCCCAAACCUUGCGACACAUGACAAAACACAAAUUAAGGUAAACAAUAAACAGCUACCGUGACAACGACGACAGUGACAUUGGGUACGGACUGUACUGGCUUUGCAAGCUAUGCUAGAGCCUUUCGUUUAAUUUCGUAUUUGUAUUUUCUUCUUGCUUCAAAUGUUCACGGAGAAAUGCGUAGCGUCUGAGAUACAAAGUCCACGGCUGGUGACUUUCGGUGAAUUAACCAGAGUUCAGCGCAGCGAUGUUUGCAACAGAGAAGUUGUUUUGAAACCACUCCAAUAACGGCACUUUUGUUUUUUUGUCACCUAAUAAUCAUGCCAGCAUUUUUUUUUUGUCUAAUUGUGCGCAGUAUCUUGUUAAUACUGUGUGCUGAAGGGCUUUCAUGCGCAGUUGGAGACGUGCCGCGGAAACCGAUGUAGUUCCUGCACGCUCCGCGUCUCAGUUUUAUCUCGUGGACAUCGGUUUUUCUUUCGCUUGAAGAAUCUCUUUGACGUCGACUUUCGCUUUGCGCCGAGAGAAGCGAAUGAACUGAUUUUUUGUACAACGGCGGUCUGGGAGGCCGAGCACCAACAUCCCGAAGAUUUCUCGACCCUGAUAUAAAUAUGUGCCGCUACUUCCUCUUGUGGUGGCAUUACCUAUUUACACAGGUUGUUUUUUGUUCUUUUUUUUCCCCCGUUGCCUUCUUGUUUUUACGUAGCAUUCCUUUUCACAAUUCCUGCCUUUGAUCCUUUUGACGGUGGUGGAAUGCACAGGUUAUCCAUCCAUUCUAGUGGCACUGCAUACUAGUACUGCAACCUCCUAAAGCCGAGAAGCAAAAAAAAAAGUUCCUGGCAAUUUUUUUGAAGACGCCGGUGCAACUUUUGUACAUAUAAGACUGGAUCGCUGAGGGUACCACAUGUUUCAAAAGUUUGUUUGGGGCAAGUUUGCAGAAGAGGUGUUUUACAAGACGGCAAAGUCGUCACGGCAAAAGGUUACGAUGUAGUAGAAUAUUUGCCUGUAGUUGUAUUUUUUGUUGUUUCUCGAUGCUUGCUGAUGUAGGCGGUGCAAUACUACAUUUCGGGCAGUUCCAUUACGAUCACUCGAUAGACCCUUUUCAAAAGUCCGUCGAACAACGUCUUUGGUCGCCAUUUCUCGGGCCCAAGGCGUGCGAUAGUUUCUGAAUCUUCCUCGCCAAACGCCGACGCAGCACUUGUUUUCGACACGAACCCAAGCCGGGUUCAUGCCGAAUGCCGACACAAUCCUCGGGUCCGGUAUAGGCGUCUGCAAGUACAACCUCUGGGCGCCGCCAUCUUGCUGCGGUUGUGAAUAGAUAGUCUGAUAGUCAAGCAUUGCUGAGGCUGAGGUACAUAUGUAAAUCUAUAUCUACCCACACCAGCAGCAAGAUGGCAGAGCCCAGAGGUUGUACUUGCAGACGCCUAUAUAUGACGAGAAUGUGUGCCCAAAUGAUGGCAGACACGAAUAACGGGCGCGGCAGCUAGUAGGUGGUGCUCACUUUUGGAAAGGGUCUACAAAGAAAGCAGCAUUAUGUUUCGGGAAAGAUGAACGAAAAAUAACUUUGUUUUUAUUUUCAACGUCUUGACCGUAUGAUUCUAGGAGAGACAUUGUGCCUAGGAACCAAUUUUAGGGGAAUUGAUGCAAGAAUUUAUGUUCAGUAGCGGGGGAUGUAAAUAUAUAUCAUUUUGGCGAUUACACACUGCUGCCCGUAAGAUUGGGCAAGUGUUUCGAUGGCGAAAAUAGUGGGUCUGUCUGCCACAAGAACAAACAGCAAAUCCGUUCCCACUUUAGCAGACGGCCAUAGGCGGUGACGAUCAGAGUUUCUUUGGAUGGGGGGGGAGUGGGAGGAUUUUUUGGGGUGUUUGUUUGCCCUGGAAUUCUUUGUUGGCUUACGAAGCCUGACGUUUUUGGUGCUUGAGCACUUGUCAAUAUCCCUUCCUUUUUUUUUUGCCAGAUUUUAGGGAAAUUUAGUUACGCUAAAAUUGCACCGGUUUGGGCGUCAUGUAAAUAAAUAGACAAAGCUGCGAGGGCGAGGUUGCAUUUCGCUGUGUUUGCAGCCCAAAUUAUGUACAAAGGGAAUAAACGCAUUUGAUUUUCGAAA